AUGUUAUUCCAACCCCGACACCUCCGUAUCGGCGUUGACGUCGGCGGAACAAACACGGAUGGCGUGGUCCUCGAUCCCUCGCGGGCCUCUGAGCCCGAUAAGGGUAUCAUCGCGUGGCACAAGUCACCAACAACGACGAACCCUAGCGAAGGCAUCAAUAACGCUAUUGUCACAAUGUUCGAAUCCACCAAGAUCGAUCCGAGUGAGAUCGCCAGCGUGACCAUCGGCACGACACACUUCGUCAACGCUCUCAUCGAGAGGGAUGCCGCUCGCCUGGCCCCGGUUGCUGUGAUCAGGCUAACGAGCCAGUUCUCUAAGCACGAUCCGCCCUGUCUGGAUUGGCCGGAAGAUUUACGCGACCUAAUUUUGGGCUACUAUGCUCUGUGCAAGGGUGGUCUAGAAGUAGAUGGCACUCUGAUUGCGGAUAUAGACACUGAGGAAAUCAAAGCGCAAUGUGCUGUAAUUCGAGAAAGGGGCAUUAAGAAUGUAGUCGUAAACGGCAUCUUCAGCCCCAUCGACACCAUCGAACGACAAGAAGAACGAGUUGCCGACAUCAUCCGAUCAGAGAUUUCUGGCUGUACCGUAACCUGCUCCAAAGACGUGGCCAACCUAGGCUUCCAGGAGCGAGAAAACGCAGCCAUUCUCAACGCGACGGUGUUGAACUUUGCUCGCAGGACGAUCAAAUCAUUCCAGGAGCCUAUGAGCAGGCUAGGCAUCAACUGCCCAGUCUUCAUCUCUCAGAAUGACGGUACAAUCCUUUCAGGCGAGAUGGCUGCCAACCUACCCAUCCGGACAUUCUCCAGCGGCCCGACCAACAGCAUGCGAGGAGCUGCCUUCCUGGUGCAGGAUCACAAACUUAGCAAUCGUGCCGUUAUGGUAGUCGAUAUUGGAGGUACGACUACCGAUGUAGGUCUACUGCAGGCCAACGGUUUCCCACGUCAACAAGCCGCCUACAGUGAAUUCGCCGGAGUCCGCCUCAACUUCUCCUGCCCAGAUGUUAAGAGUAUCGGCCUAGGUGGAGGUUCCAUAGUCCGGAAAGGCGUCGAGAAGCUUACCGUUGGACCAGACAGUGUUGGCUAUAGGAUCAGAACAGAGGCUAUCGUCUUUGGAGGAUGCACUCUAACCGCUACGGACUGUACCGUCCUCGUCAGCUCAUCGUCGCCUGCCACCCCCAUCGGAGACGCUAGUUUGGUCCAGAGCGCCCUCGAUGCCCAAGGCGUAACCCAAUUCUCCGCCAUCGUCAAGCAAAAGCUCGAAAAGGUGAUCGAUACGAUGAAAACCUCGCCCGAAGACAUACCUGUUCUCCUAGUCGGCGGCGGCGCCCUGAUUGCGCCUUACGAGCUAAGGGGGGCUAGCGAGUUGCUAAAGCCUGAGUGGGCGGGCGUCGCCAACGCGAUCGGCGCAGCCAUUGCACGUGUCAGUGCCACCGUUGACACGGUCAAGUCGACAGAGUCCAGAUCGAUCCAAGAGAUCUUGGUUGGAGUGGAGGAAGAGGCCAGGGGAAAGGCCGUUGAUGCGGGUGCGGUUCCUUCGUCUGUUCAUAUCGUGGAUGUGGAUACGAUACCCCUGGCUUACAUUGCCAACAAGUCGCGCUUCAUUGUGCGUGCUGCCGGUGACUUCGACUUCUCUCGGACAGAUCUUUCAUCUUUACUGCAAAGCAGUGAGGAUGAACGUCAGGAUGCUGAAGUCUCGACCAACCGAGUCGUAAAGACUACCACAUUUCAGACCAAGGAAGAGAUCGAUGUCUUGACUUACAAGCCUCUUGUCAGAGAUCGAGUCUGGUACAUCAGCGAGACCGACCUAGACUGGAUCAGCAUCGGAUGCUACAUCCUCGGCACAGGCGGAGGGGGCUCUCCCUACUCCCAGCAACUCAUCCUCCGCGAGAAGCUGCGCAAAGGUGCAGUCGUCAGAGUUGUUAAUCCCCACGACAUACCCGACGAUGCCCUCGUCGGGUGCGGAGGCUAUGCGGGGUCCCCGACCGUCGCCAUCGAAAAGAAGUCUGCCGACGAAAUGCAAGAGGCCCAGGAAGAGAUGUACAAGCAUUUGGGCACGCCCGCCACGCAUAUGAUCUCCGUCGAGAUUGGCGGCGCAAACGGCCUGCAGAGCAUGAUGAUCGGCUCUAGCACGAACAUGAACGUCCCGGCAGUCGAUGGCGACUGGAUGGGCCGGGCAUACCCGACAAAGUGGCAGACGACGCCGGUGGUCUUCAACGAACGGAGUCCCAUCUGGACGCCAGUGACUAUGAGUGACGGGAACGGCAGCAUCGUCACGAUGUCCCGGGCGUCAUCUGAUAAGCAGGUUGAGCGGGUCAUGCGUGCGGCUCUGGCGGAGAUGGGCUCGCAGGUGGCUGUCGCUGACCCGCCAGUGACGGGAGCCGAGACCAAGAGGUGGGUGGUGGAACAUACCAUUUCUCAGUCGUGGCGAAUCGGCCGAGCUGUUGCCAUGGCGAGAAAGCUCAACUGUGUCGAUAAUGUUGCGGAGACCAUCGUUGAGGAAUGUGGCGGUCACGGCUCAGCCAAGGUUCUCUUCAAGGGCAAGAUCGUGGGCGUCGAAAGGGUGCUCAGGAAAGGUCACGUCUAUAGAGAGCUGGUUAUCGAAGGUGCCGAUAUGUCAGGCCUCGCCGAGCCAGGGCAAGAGCCAAAGAAGGAACAGUUCACAGGAUUCGUCAAGAUCCCAUUCAAGAAUGAGAACAUUGCUGCAAUCAAGGCUUCCUCUGCGAAAUCCGGGCCACAGGAAGCUGGGACAGAGAUGCAGGAAGAUGUCUUGGCCAUCGUGCCAGAUCUUAUCGCGGUUAUCGACGCGCAAAACGGCGAAGCCAUUGGAACCCCAGAGUACAGGUACGGACUUUUGGUCACUGUCUUGGGUAUCGCGGCUAGUGAUCGCUGGACUGGCUCUACAAGGGGCCUUGAGAUCGGGGGGCCUGAGGCUUUUGGAUUCUCUCACCUCGAGUAUCAUCCGCUGGGUAGCUUCGUGAAGCCUCAGAGUGUUAUUGAUGAGUUUAACGUUUGA
Colletotrichum lupini is the source of this 3009-nucleotide messenger RNA. RefSeq lists its product as uncharacterized. The transcript is spliced from 3 exons. Bases 1 to 3009 code for a protein of 1002 amino acids. Gene Ontology annotation, biological process: glutathione metabolic process. Gene Ontology annotation, cellular component: cytosol. Lineage: Eukaryota; Fungi; Ascomycota; Sordariomycetes; Glomerellales; Glomerellaceae. Gene Ontology annotation, molecular function: 5-oxoprolinase (ATP-hydrolyzing) activity. The record is from RefSeq and is a predicted model, not a curated record.